AAACCAAAAGGUGAUACAAAAACAGGAGAGGGGAAGCUGCUUGUCUUUAUCAUCAUUCCCGUUAUUACUGCAGACAUUCUGGACAGUAAUGGAAGAUUCGAAAUGGGUCAUAGACGUCAAUGAUGGAGUUAAAAAAAUGGAGGAUACUUCAAAGGAGCAGUGGGAAAAGCAUUCAAUCUAUGAAGUGCCUGCAUGCGUUAAAGAUCAAAACAAAAAUGCCUACAGGCCGCAGACAGUCUCCUUCGGUCCUUACCAUCAUGGGGAGGCACAUUUAAAGCGGAUGGAGGAGCAUAAGCACAGGGCAUUGCUCCAUUUCUUGAGGAGAUGUCAAAAACCUGUUGAAUCGUGCCUCAAAGCUUUAGCUAAGGUCGUGCAGGAUUUGAAAGACUCGUACGAGCCGCUCGAUCCCAAAUGGGCAGACGACACAGCCGGAUUCUUAAAAAUGAUGACUCUCGACGGAUGCUUUAUGUUGGAAAUCCUUCGUGCCAGUGUAGAUGAAGUGAAUGACUAUGAUUCCAAGGAUCCGAUAUUCAGCAAACACGGGAAACUGUAUAUCAUGCCUCAUAUCAGGCGCGACAUGCUGAUGCUUGAAAAUCAGAUCCCAAUGCAGGUUCUUGAACUACUUCUUGAACUACUGCCUGGAGACAAGAAAAAAGAACGUGCCAAUGAACUCAUACGCAAGUCUUGGUUCCCCGACACCAAUCACUCAGAGAUGGGUAACUGCCUGCACGUAUUGGAUGUUUGUAGGAAGAUCCUGCUUCAGCCAAAGGGAAACCAAAAAAAACAAGGGGGGAGACCACUCGGAAAGGACAAGCCAAGUGGUGACGAGUUCAUAAGAUCUGCAACAGAGCUUAAUGAAGCCGGAAUCCAGUUCAAGGUAAAAAAAAAAGGGAGCCUCAAAGACAUCACUUUCGACGGCGGGGUGCUUGAACUUCCACUCAUCGUCGUGGACGAUGCCACGGAGUCGAUGUUCUUGAACUUAAUAGCCUUUGAGCGUUUUCAUGUCGAGGCCGGCAACGAGAUUACCUCCUAUGUCUUUAUCAUGGAUAACAUCAUCGACAAUGCGAUGGACGUUGCCCUCCUGCAUUCGAGCGGCAUCAUACAGAAUGCUAUUGGAAGUGACAAAGCUGUCGCCAAGCUAUUCAACUCUCUCUCUAAGGAUAUAACGCUCGAGCCAGAAAGUAGCCUCGAUGUAGUGCAAAAAAACGUCAGUGAGUACUGCAAGCAGCCCUGGAAUAACUGGCGGGCCAAUCUCAUUCAUACCUAUUUCAGAAAUCCAUGGGCUAUUAUCUCCCUUAUUGCUGCCAUCUUCCUGUUUGCGCUCACAAUAGUACAGACCGUAUACACAAUACUAGGUGUCGUUGAUUCUCCACAGCCUUCUCAUUACUAUAAACCUCCUCUUCCUGACCUCAAAACGCCUCGCCAUUGACAUCAGUUGCAUACGCAGAGGAGUGGAUCCCAUUCCUAGCCCCUGUUUCUGUGGUUUUAUAUUGAGUCUGCUUUGGGUUUUGGAAAAUGUUCUUUCCAUAAUAACUUUGAGUGAUAUCGUUUUAUUGAAUGGUUUCAGCUGUGGGUUUGACAAUGGGCUUAUUUGCUUUUUGUUUAUUUUUUCUUUUUAUUAGUGAUAAUGGGGCUGUUUGAUAAUCUUCUCUUCCUCGAUGUCAUCUGAAUAAAAUGCCAUACAUAUGUUCCCAAUAAUGUAAUCCCAGCUUUCUUAUGAUAGACAUGUUUCUUUACCA
Carya illinoinensis is the source of this 1739-nucleotide messenger RNA. RefSeq names its product UPF0481 protein At3g47200-like. Bases 89 to 1429 code for a protein of 446 amino acids. The transcript is spliced from 2 exons. Lineage: Eukaryota; Viridiplantae; Streptophyta; Magnoliopsida; Fagales; Juglandaceae. The record is from RefSeq and is a predicted model, not a curated record.